AUGUUUCUAAGAAAUUCCGUUUUGAGAACCACCCCAAUCUUGAAAAGGGGUUUGACAACAUUGACCCCGGUCAGCACCAAACUGGCACCACCUGCUGCCGCCUCUUAUUCCCAGGCCAUGAAGGCGAACAACUUCGUCUACGUGUCUGGUCAAAUCCCAUAUACCGCAGAAAACAAGCCUGUUCAAGGUUCUAUCUCUGACAAGGCGGAACAAGUUUUCCAAAACGUCAAGAACAUCUUGGCUGAAAGCAACUCGUCUUUGAACAGCGUUGUCAAAGUCAACGUUUUCUUAGCUGAUAUGAAAAACUUUGCUGAAUUCAAUUCAGUGUAUGCCAAACACUUCCACACCCACAAGCCUGCAAGAUCAUGCGUCGGUGUUGCUUCUUUGCCAUUGAACGUUGAUUUGGAAAUGGAAGUCAUUGCUGUUGAAAAGAAUUGA
Molecule: messenger RNA, 438 nt
Organism: Saccharomyces eubayanus
Lineage: Eukaryota; Fungi; Ascomycota; Saccharomycetes; Saccharomycetales; Saccharomycetaceae
Gene: MMF1
Product: isoleucine biosynthesis protein MMF1
Exons: 1
Coding region: 1-438 (145 amino acids)
Cellular component (GO): mitochondrion; cytosol
Molecular function (GO): deaminase activity
Source: RefSeq, a predicted model, not a curated record